Rattus norvegicus (Norway rat) is the source of this 7927-nucleotide messenger RNA. It is a transcript of the gene St8sia1, whose product is annotated as ST8 alpha-N-acetyl-neuraminide alpha-2,8-sialyltransferase 1. The record is from RefSeq and is a predicted model, not a curated record. NCBI's taxonomy places the organism in Eukaryota, Metazoa, Chordata, Mammalia, Rodentia, Muridae. Gene Ontology annotation, biological process: glycoprotein biosynthetic process. Gene Ontology annotation, molecular function: sialyltransferase activity; alpha-N-acetylneuraminate alpha-2,8-sialyltransferase activity. Gene Ontology annotation, cellular component: Golgi membrane.
GUGCCCUCUGUGUGGUGGUCCUCUGUUGGCUCUAUGUCUUCCCUGUCUACCGGCUGCCCAACGAGAAGGAGAUCGUGCAAGGAGUGCUGGCGCAGCGCACAGCUUGGAGGAGGAACCAGACGUCAGCCAGGCUCUUCAGGAAACAAAUGGAAGACUGCUGCAACCCCGCCCAUCUCUUUGCAAUGACGAAGGUGAACUCCCCCAUGGGGAAGAGCCUGUGGUAUGACGGGGAGUUUCUAUACUCGCUCACCAUCGACAACUCCACGUACUCCCUCUUCCCCCAGGUGUAACCUUCCUCCCUUGUCAAGUGAAUACACCAGAGAUGUGGGUUCCAAGACUCAGUUGGUGACAGCUAACCCCAGCAUAAUUCGCCAGAGAUUUGAAAACCUGCUGUGGUCCAGAAAGAAGUUUGUGGACAACAUGAAGAUCUAUAACCACAGUUACAUAUACAUGCCUGCCUUUUCUAUGAAGACGGGAACAGAGCCGUCUCUCCGUGUGUACUACACCCUGAAAGACGCUGGAGCCAAUCAAACAGUGCUUUUUGCUAACCCCAACUUUCUUCGAAACAUUGGAAAGUUCUGGAAGGGUAGGGGGAUCCAUGCCAAGCGCCUGUCUACAGGACUCUUUUUGGUGAGUGCAGCCUUGGGCCUUUGUGAGGAGGUGUCCAUCUACGGCUUCUGGCCCUUCUCCGUGAACAUGCAAGGGGAACCUAUCAGCCACCAUUACUAUGACAACGUCUUGCCCUUCUCAGGCUUCCAUGCCAUGCCCGAGGAGUUUCUUCAACUCUGGUAUCUUCAUAAAAUGGGUGCACUGAGGAUGCAACUGGACCCAUGUGAGGAGCCGUCGCCGCCACAGCCCACUUCCUAGGGACUGCAGAAGAGGAAAAGACUGGAUGGGGGUAUUUUUUUGCUAGAUUUUUUUUAUGUGACUUUCAAAAGGAGCUGCCAAAGUGUGUCAUGGAUUGGCGUGAUAGGAAACGAACAAAAACCCAAGCAAAACUGCUUCUGAUGUUGGCUUGGGGACCAAUAAGAAAUCAAGUGUUCCGGGGAGUGUUUUUAUAGAGUGUUGUGGAUUUGCAAGUGGGAAGAUCCCAAGGAGGCGAUGCUGGCAGAACACAUGUGUGUGAGGAAGACCAGAGGAACUGUAGCUGCUGAGGCCGAUGGGUUUCACCAUGGCAGCAUGCGAGAGAUGCUGGGGAUGCGGGAGAUGCUGGGGAUGCAGGAGAUGCUGGGGGUGCAGGAGAUGCUGGGGGUGCGGGAGAUGCUGGGGAUGCGGGAGAUGCUGGGGUAUUGCUGACUGUCAAUAUACACUGGCGUCAUAAACAUUUUAAAGACCUGUCUUAUUGAGACUGACAUUAGAACUAUAGGUUUUAAAAAAAAUAUUAUUGAUUUUUUUUUUUUUGCUCUGUUUAGGGCUGUGGGCAGGUGAUGGUAUAGACUUUCAGAACCCUUCCUGCUGAUUAUUGUGAUUCAUUAAAACAAGUCUAGGAUGACUCUAGUCCCCUCCACUAGUGUGGUUUUUAAAUAAGAAUCGCUUCUUGCCUCCUUUUGGUUAAGUCUUACUUAGCAUGAAGCUCCGUUGAGUUUAGACGGUGUUGAUUCAUUGUCUAGGCCACGAGAGCUGCUCCUUCCUCACAUCAAAAGUUGGGAGAGAAACUCAAUUUUAGGUCCCCAUUACAUCAGCCCAUCAACCCUGUUAUUUUCACAGAGUCAGUGGACAUGCAAUUACAUUGUUUACUUGUAAAGUAGCGAAAGUGUCUUCCUCACAGAGAGUGACAGCUUGGUCUAUAAGAUAGACAGACAAGAAGGCAGGGCCUUUUCCUCUCUAACAUUAAUAUUUCCUUUCAAGAUAACUCAUGUGUGUAUACAUGUAUGUCUGUACAUAGACAUAUAUGUGUAUACAUAUAUUCAUAUAUAUGUAUAUCCUGCAUGAGUUAUCUUAUAUACAUAUAUAUAUAUAUGUAUACACACAUGAAUAGAGACACAUACACUCUGACACUCUCUACAAAGUAAUCCAAGAUCACCGUCAGUACUGAGUGUGCAUGGCCUGGAGUCUGUAACCAGUAUUGGAGAGCCACAGAGACAGAGUAUGAAAUCCCUUCCUUGUUGACAUAGGUCAACCUGGCUUGCAGUUGGUGUCAGUUUGCAUGCCAGCACGGGGUGCAAGGCUUACCUUAAAUACAAUCAGAAUGAGAACUCCUCUCUUACUCGUACUGCCUCCCUCUGUCCCCAAAUUCCAUGAAUGGACCCUGUGUUGAGCAUAGUGACAUGUGACGUCCUAUACAAAUAGCAUUUGAACUGAGGAGACUGGGUGGCCUCACAGGUCGUGCUGAUGUUCGGGAAGCUCGCCGCUGGGCAGAGCUGGCUUAGUGUUUCCAUCUUGCGUGACAGCAUCAGGACAUCCAGAAGGAAGCAUGACCUGUGUUAGUCAUCUCUGGGCCACCCGGACUACAACCCCUGUUUUGAGCUACUGGUAUUUAAUGAUUAUCUAAGAAAGAAUGCAUGCUCACUAGUAAACUUCAUUAAAAGUGUAAAAGGGCUAAGAAAACAGCACAUACCAAGAUUACUUAAAUGUGCAUUCAGAUGAAUGCAAUAUUUGGUCAAGAUCUAAAUAAGAAACUCAUAAACACUCGCGUCACUGAGAAUGCUCUCUGGGAGUUUUGGCUCUCCAUGCUAUCCCUGGAACAGGUCCAGGUAAUAGAUUUGUGUGUCUGUACAAUUUUAAAGCUACUCUCUAUGGCCUUUGAAUUGCAGAACAGAUAUGGCCAACACGUCUGUGCUUUUCACCCAUGCAGACUACACUUCCCCCUCAGGUGCCAGCAGGACCCUGAAGACACUUUAACUUGUUAUGACCAAGAGUGUUGGCCACUUGCAGCAGGGGGUAGCUAUGGAUGGUGGUUCAGUAGUCACAGGUCAGCCACUUGCCACAGAGAAUGACUCAGUGAAGUGUUAGUUGUGUGAAGGUUGACGAACCCUGAGUUAGGCCAAAAGGAAAGUCUGACUGCUCCUGCUGUGUUGUUGAACAGCAUUGCUGUGGCCUUUCACUAUUUUACAGUGGCAAUUCACUGGUGUGUCAUAUGUAACUGUAUGUGUGUCUGGUUAGAUGAUGUAGCUAAGCAAGAGGUAGGGGUGUGUGUGUGUGUGUGUGUGUGUGUGUGUGUGUGUGUGUGAGUGUGUAUGUGUGAGUGUGUGUGUGGGAGGUCUGUUUAGCAUUAAUUUUAGUAAAAUAUGUGUUCCUAAGUAGAAACCUCUCUCCAAAACCAUCCUUUAGAACACACUAGGGUACUAUAUUACUCUUAAGAGACUGGGUAUUAUUCAAUUCUGCUUAUUGAAAUUCUGGUCCAUUAUUUAAUGGAUUUCACUGUUUCAGCUCAGAUGGGAUUUGGGUUAUGAUAGAAAUAUUUAAUAGAAACCAUUUAAUGAAUUUCAUUGCUUCUGUCAAGAGACGAGAUCCCUCCCUACCACUAAUUAGGUCAAUGCUGUGUGUGUGUGUGUGUGUGUGUGUGUGUGUGUGUGUGUGUGUGUGUGUGUGUUUGUACAUAUGUGCGUGUGAGGGAGACAGACAAAAUUAAGAUUGCUUCAUGGAGGAAGAAGAGAGGGCGCAGAGGCUGCGAAUGAAUGCUCAAACAGGAAUUCACAUAUUCAGUCAACUGCAACGUGAGAAUUUGUUGGUUCCCAGGCUCCUGAGUGAGGGUGGCUGCUGUUUGACUUUAAUCACACUUCAGUCAAAUUAACUCAGGUGAGGAGCAAGUCAUCCCACUAGAAAGCUUUCAUGAAAGAGCUUUUCUCAGAAGAUGACUCUUAGAAGCACGCGCUCUCUGUAAAGUGCUUUGCCAAAAGUAUAUAAAAAUAAUUGUGUGCCCUAACCACAUUGUUCCUGUUUAUGACUCUGACAAGGGGUGGGGGGAGCAGAGACUCUCAGUCCUCGAGCGCUGAGUGCCGUUGCAGAGGUCCUGAGUUCAGGUUCUGAUGCACACUUACCCACACACAGCAGCUGCCUUUUAUUCCAGUUCCAGGGCAUCUGGUGUCCUCUUCUUAUCUCCAUGGACACGGAGUGCAAGCGGCAACAUAUACACAAUAAAUAAAUAAAUCUUAAUAAAGGUAGAGAAUUAAUUAUCUAAAAUGGCAGAUGUUCAGGUAAUGAAUAUCCUUUGUGCUUCUUUGCUGGGAAGCCAGACAUCUAUAGUUUUAUUUAUUUUUUUUUUAUGUUUAAAAAUACCAAGUUUGUGGAUUUUUCCACUGGCAAAUCCUUGUGAGGAAGGAUCUAAUGAGAAAAUCAGUCACAAGUCCACUGAAUGGUUUUUUACCUUAUGAAGUACACUGCUGUGUUAUAGGUGCUUCCCCACCAGAACCAGGUAAGAUCAAAAGUCCAGAGAUCACGGGAAAGGGCAAGUCUGGAGGAACAAAGCCUGAGGAUGCUGUUGUGUGUCUUUCCCACCCAGAGUGGUCAGAAGUCCGCCCUCGGAUACUGUGUGAACUCCAGGCAGCCCGUAUCAGGGGAGGAAGCAAGUUAACAAUGUUACAGCACCUGCAUCCCAGGUUGCUGGGUCUUGUGAGGUCAGCGGUAAAUGCCCUUAGAACUUUUGGAAACUUAAUUCUGUUGUGUGCUCAGGAGAGGAAGAGGCAAGGUAAAAACAGAGGUGACCAUAGUACCCAAGCUCUCAGCAUCCAAGGGGUCAGAAGGCUCUAUUCCUUUGUUCUUGCCAGCCCAUGACCACCUAUCCUUAUCCAACAUGGGAGCUGGCUUUCGUGGAGAGUUGAGCUCACAGCCUCCACUACCGCCUAUCUCUGUUCUCUGUCCUAUCACAGUAGUGGGAUUCCACUGAGGGACGAGUUAGCAGCCUUGUGACUACAGGGGUUUCAGCACGAAAAGAAUGCUGAGAAUUUAAAAUUUUGAAUCACCAAACAUACUGUGCUUUGAUUUUGCCUAAGCUUGCACUUGCUAAUUUGUGUGCCCUGCGGCAGAGUCUGGUCACCUUGACACAGUUGUGGCCCUGCAUGUGAUCAUGAGGAACAGAGUUCUUUUCUCUGUGUACAUGGAUGGACUUUCUGAGUCCCUGAAUCUAUGGAGAAAAUACCCUGUAGUUUCUGUGCUGUGUCUUUGAAAGCGUGGAGUUCUGAAGUCCAGAAUAUGUCUACAAAUUCCUAAAUGUGAGGCCACAGAUUUAGUCUAAGCCCUAUAUAACUCCUGUCGUGUAAGUGGGAGAGUCUUAUAUCUGUAGACAUCACACACACACACAGACACAGAGAGACACACACAGACACACAUACAUACACGGACACACAGACACGCAUAUACACACACAUAGACACACACAGACACAUACAUAAACACAGACACCCACAGAGACACUCAGAUACACAGACACAGACACAGGCACACACAUAGACACAGACACACACAUGCGUGAAUAGUAAUAGUAACUAGCAUCUGCCUUAUUCUCAGCCUUAACAUGUCAUUUGACAUUUUCACACACAUAUCCCAGAGAUAAAUGAUUGUCGCGUGCACACGGAUGGAAAGGUUAUUCCAACUAUCUAAGCUCGCUCAUUACAACAAGGGUGGGAUACGCUUCUGCUUCCUUGUUUGGGUUCUCUCUGUUGCUAGCGUUUGUAGUUUCUUCUGCCUUUAGCACAGAAGAAGGAAUAACACAGAGAAGUGUUAUAAUGGCAUGAGCAUUUGAAUAACAGCCAAAGCCCUUGACUCUCACUUGUGAGAGCACAAAAGAGGAAUUACACUUUAUGGUCUCUCGUUUAUCUUGACUGUCAGUCUCUCUGUUCCUGGUUUUGCUUUUUAGUUGAAGCUGUUGUGACUCAGUCAAUGACAAAGUUGACCAAGAGUUUAUGGCGUUAUAUCCAAACCCAUUGAUCCUGCUUCUUCCGGCCUCUGAGUUAUUAAAGCUGCUCUGGGUAUCCGUUGCUUUCAAAUGUGUGUUUCUCAUGUAAUGACAAGAAACACCAAGAGACGUUGACUUAGUCUGACGCGGAGAAGACUGGAUUCAGAGAAUUCUGGAUUUCUCUGUCUGGUAAAACAAACAAAAACAAACAAAAUGCAAUAGAGAAAAGAUUCAACCAAAAUGAAAACUAAGAGAAAAUAGUGACUGCCCCCAACUCAAUGGAAAGGACCUAUUGGGAGGGGUCUCAGAAGACAGCCAGGCAGACAGAGGAGAUGUGUGGCCUUGUGGUCACUGGGGUUAGGACGAGAGAUGAGAGAGGAAGCUUGGGUGUGGACUUGGGUACAGUAGGGAGAAGACUCAGAGGUGGCACCCAUCUUCCCAUCUUAGCAGUCUUGGAGACCCCCAGGUUCCUGUCUUCUCCAGGCAGUGCCCUCCUAGGUACCUGAGCUUGGUGACAUGAACCUCUACAUAUCCCUCUGUCACCUGCCUUUUGAGUCAUACUCUCAAGGUGAGUUAUAAUUUAGCUCUCCUAUCAGAAUGGUGGGAAAUACCACCUUAAUGUUGACCACUGGAUGUGGUUACCGUAUGAUGUGCACAGCAAGAGUUGGUGUCAACUUCCUGUCCCCAUGAUUCCCAAGAGUGACCAUGGCAACUUAGAUUCAUUAUCCUUCAUGUUUUAGUUCUAUCGAAAUCUCUCUCUCUCUCUCUCUCUCUCUCUCUCUCUCUCUCUCUCUCUCUCUCCCCUUCCCCUUCCCCCUCUACCCCUCCCCCUUCCUCCUUCCCUUCUCCCCCUAACCCCCUCCUCCUCUUCCCUUCUUGUGUUGUUUUUUGCCCACGGAAUAUAGAAAAGUAACUGACUUGGUAGUGGGGAGUGGCAGAGGGUGCCUUAACUUUUCCUGGCUCGGCUCCCCACUUACACAGUUCCUUCAUAGCGUUUGUUGCUUCGUAGGUGUCUCCAUGUCUGCCCAACCCGUACCUUAAUCAUCAGCCAGGACCCUUUACAUGUAGCAAACUAUUUUAUAGACCUUUACAGUAGUGUGUAGGCCUUGGAGAAGUCUGAUGAUGGUGUGUAACACCCUUUGCUGCACUGAGGAACAUUUUUCUAAGGUCUUUUAGGUGAAAACUGCGAAAAUAUUCCUAGAGUUAAGAACGAUUUUCUGGAAAAUUCCAGUGUCCUUGGAAGCAAGGAAGCAAGGAAGCAAGGAAGCAAGGGACCAAUCUAUCGCUGUUUUUCAUUCUGUCUUCAGCACCGACGGACCCUCUCUCCACAGUGAGGAUGACUGAUAGCUACCAGAGUGCCCCAGAGGUCGUCCACACGAGGGGGAAGAAAGGACACACAUCACAAUAUGUUAAAGCCUGCUUCAUCUUUAACAAAUUCUAUGAUGCUACUAGACUUAUAGUUACCACGCGGCACAGUUUGAUCUGCAAAAAUAUCGGGGAAAUGUUUUUACCUUUGGCCUCUUUCCUUGUGUAUUGUAGACUCCAAUUCCACACAAAUGCAAGCUGUUUUAUCAGUGUGAAUUUUCAGAGGCUGGAUAAGAGUAAAGUUAGGAAAUUUAAAUAUUCUUUCUCAUGUAGUACAGUCUACUGAUCCGGGUAUAUAAUAAUUCUGGGAGAGAAUUUUUUUUAGAUCAGACUGUGAAAUUGAAAUCACCUUUGAUGUGUUUUCAGUGGCUUCUUCCUAUUAGAGCCAAAUUUGAUGGACAGGAGGUGUGGGCUAACCCAAUGCUGUUCAUUUCUCUCUCCCUUUCUUUCUUUCUUUUUUAAAAAAGAAUUUCAUAUAAAAUGUAGCAGGUAAGAAAAAAAGGUUUAAUCGGUACUCUUCAUGGUGUGACUUGAAAAAAAUUGGUGCCUAUCUGUUGGCUGAGACAGUGAUAUGCCCAGGGGAGGUCACUGGGAAAAUGUCUUUUCUUUAGUGUGUUCAUGAGUGGUGUGGCAGUGAGGAGAUUUAACUAAGUCUCAGUUUCUCUACCUCCCUUCCUUGCAGAAUAUUUGGAAAUGUACCCUGUGAAUAAAAUAGCUUUUUUUUUUCAA